AUGUCGCUUAGCCGAAUUCUCAACGACGAACCAUCCCCGGCGAGAAAAUCCGCUUCCUCACGUGGUGGUGGUAUCGAUCCUUCGUUAGCAGACGUGUCACCUCUCUCCCGGGCCACAGUCAUAUCUCCUCAUCCCCAAACUCUUCGUCGGAGUCUAACUCCUCUCGGAGAGCAGCCACCACUUCCUCGUGGAUAUUCUUACCAGACACCCUCUUAUCAGGGUGCCGGAGGUUGGGAUCCAUACUCGGGUGAUUACGUUCAGGGAGAGAUCUUUCCUCUUGGUCCAGGAGGCAACUACUAUUCUCAGCGUGAACGGGAUGGACAGCACCAGCCUCCACCUCCAGAACCCCGCGCAUCUUCCAUGGGCGCUUACUACAAGGAAGGCGAAAACGAACCCACACCGCGAAAACGGAGAAAGCCUGUAGCUCCAGACGACGACCCCGAUUACCAGCCUCCGAUUGUAAAGCGCGUAAGUUUCAUCAGGCAUACAUAG
Messenger RNA from Suillus fuscotomentosus, 492 nucleotides. RefSeq lists its product as uncharacterized. The transcript has a single exon. Lineage: Eukaryota; Fungi; Basidiomycota; Agaricomycetes; Boletales; Suillaceae. The record is from RefSeq and is a predicted model, not a curated record. Bases 1 to 492 code for a protein of 163 amino acids.